AUGACUCCCAUCAGGAUCAAAGUUGACCCGUCACAUGACGCCAGCAAGGUCAAGGCCGAGGGACCAGGACUCAACCAUAGUGGUGUGGAGUUGGCCAAGCCGACCCACUUCACAGUAAACACCAAGGCCGCAGGUAAAGCCAAGCUGGACGCUGUGUUCUCCGGCCCGGGUAAAGGAGAGACGGUCAAGGAMUUUGAGAUCAUCAACAACCCUGAUAACACCCAUACGGUCAAGUACACCCCUGUCCAGCAGGGUGUUCUGGGAGUGGCACUCACCUACGGAGGAGAUUCUAUUCCCAAGAGUCCCUUCUCCAUCCCCGUGGCACCAAGCCUUGACCUCAGCAAGAUACAAGUGGCUGGACUGGGUGAUAAGAUGACGGUGGGUAAGGACCAGGAAGUGACUGUGAAGUCUGAAGGAGCAGGAGGUCAGGGGAAAGUCUGGGCCAAUGUUACAGGGCCUUCUGGGAAACCUGUCACCAGCAAGGUGGAGGCAGGUCUUAAACCAGAGACCAGUCAAGUGAAGUUUAUCCCUUGGGAGGCGGGGCCAUACCAGGUGGAGCUGACCUUUGACGGAGCUCCGAUCCCAGGAUCCCCCUUCAACCCCACCGCCUAUCCCCCCACCGAUGCCACCAAGGUGAAGUGUUCCGGCCCAGGUUUGGAGCGUGCCAAAGUGGGAGAGACUGGGGAGUUUGUGGUGGACUGUACCAGCGCAGGUCCAGCUGAGCUGACCAUAGAGAUCRUCAGUGACACCGGGACAGAGGCAGAGKUCCACAUCCAGGACARCGGAGACGGAACCUACACCAUCACCUACAUCCCCCUGUACCCCGGCUCCUACACCCUCACCAUCCGCUACGGGGGGCAGGAUGUACCCAACUUCCCCGCCUGCCUGACUGUGGAGCCGGCGGUCAACACCAGCGGAGUCCGCGUGUUCGGACCGGGAGUAGAGGGCAAAGGUGUGUUCUGGGCCCUAGGUGUGUUCUGGGCUCUAGGUGUGUUCAGGGCUCUAGGUGUGUUCUGGGCCCUAGGUGUGUUCUGGGCCCUAGGUGUGUUCUGGGCCCUAGUUUCCUGUGUCUACAAUGGCUGUGCUGACUCCAACUACGCUGACUCCAACUACGCUGACUCCAAGUACGCUGACUCCAACUACGCCUUCUCCAACUACACCUUCUCCAACUACGCUGACUCCAACUACGCUGACUCCAACUACGCCGGCUCCAACUACGCCGGCUCCAACUACGCCGGCUCCAACUACGCCGACUCCAACUACGCCUUCUCCAACUACGCCGACUCCAACUACGCCGGCUCCAACUACGCCGGCUCCAACUACGCCGGCUCCAACUACGCCGACUCCAACUACGCCUUCUCCAACUACACCUUCUCCAACUACGCUGACUCCAACUACGCUGACUCCAACUACGCCGCUCCAACUACGCCGGCUCCAACUACGCCGGCUCCAACUACGCCGACUCCAAACUCCAACUACGCCGACUCCAACUACGCCGACUCCAACUACGCCGGCUCCAACUACGCUGACUCCAACUACGCUGACUCCAACUACACGACUCCAACUACGCCGCUCAACUACGCCGCUCCAACUACGCCGACUCCAACUACGCCGACUCCAACUACGCCGGCUCCAACUACCCGACUCCCAACUACCGACUCCAACUACGCCGACUCCAAUACGCCGACUCCAACUACGCCGGCUCCAACUACGCCGACUCCACUACGCCGACUCCAACUACGCCGACUCCAACUACGCCGAACCGCCAACUACGCCGACUCCAACUACGCAC
Salvelinus sp. IW2-2015 is the source of this 1792-nucleotide messenger RNA. Lineage: Eukaryota; Metazoa; Chordata; Actinopteri; Salmoniformes; Salmonidae. The record is from RefSeq and is a predicted model, not a curated record.